UUUUGGGAUGACGUUUACGGAAGUUUACAUUCCGCUAGGAAAACGUGCUGCUCAUGGCAGCCUGAGUAAAGCCGGUUAGCUUCCCAGCAGCGAAGCAGCUUCAACAUGAACUCUGUUUUAAUAAACGCGGUGUUGUCCAGCUCUCCUGAUUACGGCCUUUUGUUCGAGUCUCUGUCCUGGCCGAGUGACUCAUGGCCGGGGACGGAGCGGGUGGAGGCGCUGACAGCUUUCAUUGGAGGACUCGGACCACUUCUCUCCGACUCGGACUCGACUCAUCUGUCAGCAACGAAUAGAAAAUCUAUUAAAAGUAAGAUUGAGUCGGUGAUUUUUACUCGGUGUCUACCUCUUCUUUCUAAAAUAUCAGCCGAGGCCGGAGACAUGCGGUGCAGGGAGAGCACCGCUGCUGCCUGCCGACUUGUGAGCGUCUGUGUCCCGCUGUGUGACGAGGCUGUUCCGGGGCGGGUAGCUCUGUCUGUCCUGCCGGCCCUCCAGCUGUCAGAGGAGGAGGUGUCCGGUCCUGGACGAUUCAGCGUGGAGGUUGCCAGUGAAGUCAUGGCUGCUCUCAUACCCUCACUGUCAGAUGAACGGAUCAGGCUCACCAUCCUGACAUCUGCCCUGUCCUGCAUCAAAACGCUGCCUGAUGCUCUGGUCUCCAAAAUCACAGUCAGGCUUCUCUUGACCCUCCUGAGCUGCUGCAGCGGUGAGAGGUUGGGAAGCUUCCUCAAGUUGAUGUUGGAUGAUCUGUGCGCCUGGCACUGCACUGAGCGCACAGCUGUGGUCACAGAGCGGACACUGCUGUGUCUGACCGCCCUGUCAGACCACCUGCUGAGGCCUCACAGCCUCCCCUCCUCCUCCUCCUCCUCCUGUGAUCCUCGUCCAUACCUGCAGUUCUGGAUGAUGGUUCAGGAUGGACUGACGCACAGAGACGGUGUGUCACGCAAGAGGGCGUUGUACCUGCUUAAGAAGUGCGUGGCCCUGUCAGAAGAGGAGGGAUUGGACUGUCCAAUCUCUCCAUCAGUUGUUGCAGACGAGAUCUUGUUCAGAUGGGCCCCUAACAGGAGCAAGCUGCUCAGAGAGUUCUGGGAGGAUUACGCACUGGUGAUGGAGACACUGGAGGAAAACCAGGUUCAUGUCGUCCGGCCCGUUCUCAACAGAAUAGACACGUUGAUCCAGACAACAGUGAAUGACAGUCAAGCUUCAGAUCAAGACCUCUUCCACCCCUCCUGGCUGCUGUGUGUGUACCAGCGGAUGUUCCACAGUGAGAAUAAAUCCUUAAUGAGAGAGGGAGUGUGUCAUCUACUGGAGCUGCAGGUCCUGCAGCAGCCGGAGUUUGCGGUGGCCUUUUCUCAGUUUAUCGUCGGCCCUUUUAUGGAUGUUCUGUCUGAAACGUCGCUCUUCUACAGGUCAGUUGGACAGAGUGUAGGAGACUGUCCUGAGCUCGGGGCGAAACUCCAAGUCUUCAUGGCCACCUUCUUCAGCAGCCUGCCAUCGGAGCACAGAGGUCGCAUGCUGCUGCAGAUGAUCCAGCAGCUGUGCUCUCAGCACUGGUGUGCGGUGCCCCUCCUCUUCCUCUCCAUGGCCCUCUCCAAACUCCCCACAGGUCCGUUGCUGGGAGUCGAGGGGCUCACCGCUCUCAGGGAGGUGCUGCGCUCCACCAUGAUCACACAUCAAGUCCUGCUGAGAGGUGCGUCUCAGUGCUUCCUGCUUGAUAGCUCGCUCCGCCUCACAGAUGUGAGUGCAGUGACCCUGGAUGAUGUUUUCAGUUUCCUGAUGGAUUUUCGUGCAGACGAGUCACUGUGUCGAGGCACACAGAUCUGGAAUCAGACGUGCUCCUGGCUACUGGACAAUGAGGGCAGUUUCAAGCCGAUGAUUCUGGAUGCAGAUCCCACAAAGAAGGAAACUGUAAGAGGCUAUGUUCAAAGCGAGAUCCACAACUAUCUUCGAGUACCAGCUAGCACAGGUCACACUGAGAGGUUACCUGACCCGAAAGAGGCUGAUAAGUUAGCCAGGGCCAUUCUGCUGUGCGUGGACAUGGAGGGGAGUCAGCCCGGGGCAGAGAUCGGUAACACUCUGGAGACAUUACUGUCUCCGCUGCUGGACACCCUGAGCAGAGUCAGCACCAAUAUCUACCUGCCUGUGCGCAAGAGUGACAAGAGCCUGCAGCUCAUGCUCCGACUGUUCCAGCUCGGGAGGACGCCAAGCUGUCAGCAUGCUGGAAAGCAGCAAGCGGAUAACUUGAUGGUGGCCAUGGAGACGCUAAUUUUCAAACUCGUCGAUCCGAUCCAGGAAUUUAUCCUGAGGCGGCUCUUCGGGGAGCUGCAGGAGUUGUUUGACGUGGAGCGGGCAGAGCUGUAUCUGUGUGUCUUGAGGCAGCUGGCCGUCAUGUACAGUUCGUUACCACAGCACCGCAGUAAAAUGCAGCAGAUCUAUUUCCCAAAACUCGUCAAGUACAGCCUCAAGGUCCUGCAAGAGCCGAGCCAGCAGAUUCUCUCUGUGGCAAAUCAGGUGGCUCGAGCAGUUGCUAUGGCAUCCCUGGCUAUGGUAUGUGGUCUUGUGGAGCAGGACGUGAUCAGCAUGGGAUCAGAAACCAUUUCUGCCCUGAAAUCACUGAAUGACUACUUUUACUGUCCAGUAUCAUCUUCCUCGUUAGGAAACUUCAAUAAACGGCUGCAAAGACCACAGACAGUAGAUGGUUCGGGUGACGUAGGAGUGCAGGGUCCUCUGCUGCAGGAGUGGGGAUGCAUUGCUGCCAAUUUCAUGCGGGACCAGUGGAUUUGUCUGAGCUUCCUAAUUAAGGCUGUUGGGAUUCCCGAGUCCGCAGAGGCUUCCAGAUCACCCGAGACUCUCAAGGCUGCUCUCGGCUGCAGCGUGGAGGCCCUGGCACUGCUGCCCAGUGACCUCGUGCUGCCUGUGCUCACCUUCAUGGAGACAGUGCUGCCACAACUGCUACUUAUUGAGGAAGCCCUCUGUGUGGAGGCCGUGACUCUGGGCUGGGAGCUGGUGCAGGAGCUGACCACUAAUGCCCAUGACUUCUGGCUGGCCCUGAAAGGAUUCAUCUGCAUGGCCUUCCACCAUGAACUGCUCCAGCUGACAGAAUCGCAGGCUCCGACACUUGUUGCCACCCUGAAACAGAUUGCCACUGAGCUGUUGGAGCUGUCUCAGUCGAAGAGUGGAGUGUUUGGUGUGCUGCUUCAGCACUGCUGUCACACGUGGCUGCCAACAGACGGAGGUGGCGGGGACACGGCUGACACCGUGUUUGCCGGUGUUUUCAGCCACGUCAGCAUCCUCACCGAGGCCUGCGUCUACGGACCAGUGUUCAGGAGAGAUCAGCGGCUCAUCCUGGAUGUCCAAACAUACGUGGAGCAACUCGGUGAGGUGUGUGCCGCCAACGUUGCAGUGACAAGCGAUAACAGGGACGACCAGUUGCCACGCACAUGUGUACUGGCUUUCCUCAGCCGCCUGGAUUCAUCUAAUCCGCAGCAUCAAAGACUGAUGGAGGAAAUAGUUGUGGAUUUGUUGAAAAAGGAUAAUGACAUAUCAAAGUCAAAAGUGCGUUACUAUAGCAACUCCCUGCAACAUCGCAUCAAAAACAGAGUGUGGCAGACGCUGCUGCUGCUGCUGCCCAAACUCAGAGAGGAGUUUGUCACCUCGCUGGUGAGCCGUGUGUUUGAAGCUGGGUUCUGCAGCAACCAGGCCUCUGUCAAGUACCUGAUCGAGUGGAUGAUGAUUCUGAUCCUGGUCCGCUACCCGCGGCACAUGGACGCCUUCUGGGCCUGUUUCAGCAUGGAUCAUGAAAAGACAAAGACAAGCAGCUGCACCUUCCUGUCAGUCCUGGUACAUUUCAGCGUCAUCCUUCCCAAUCUUCAGGAUGAGGCAUCGCAGCUGCGUAAAGCGCUGGACAUCAUCCUGCAGUGGUGUUUCAACCACAACUUCAGUGUGCGGUUGUACGCCUUGCUGGCCCUGAAGAGGGUGUGGAGCCUGGCUGAGGUGCGGGCAGGCGAAGGGGCCGCUGGUCUGGGAGAGCUGUCCACUGUCAUCAAGGCCUGUCUGAACCAGGCGGAGGCCAUGCAGAGCACAGGAAAUGCCAAUAAGAACUGGAUGAGGAUCCAGGAGCACUUUUUCUUCGGCGCCUUUCAUCCCAUCAGCGACUACAGCGUUGAGACCAUAUUCUACACUUUCCCCAGCCUGUCAGAGGUGGCUGAUGAUGAGUGGAUUCCAGCCUGGAAGUUUAAGAGACUGUCGUGUUUCUCCGAGAAUCCGUCUUUUCCUCUGAGGAAUCUGUCUCCAGACCUGAGGCAGCUCCAGCCCGGAGACUGGAUCCAGCAAGACAAAGGUGAGCAGAAUAAGGAGGACCGCUGGGCCGAGGUGCAGAAGAAGAUCACUCCCUGGAGGCUGGGGAUCCAGGAGCAGGAGCCCGAACUCCAGCUGGCUCCGCAGCAGAGGGCCGCUCGACUGGGCAAACUGCACGGCGCCCUGCUGGUGGUGGCAUCGCUUAUCGACAAGCCCACCAAUUUAGGAGGUCUGUGCAGGACCUGUGAGAUCUUCGGUGCCAGCGCUCUGGUUCUGGACAGCCUCCGCCACGUCAGCGACAAACACUUUCAGUCCCUGAGCGUCUCGUCUGAGCUGUGGCUCCCUCUGUUAGAGGUGAAGCCAAUGGAGCUGACUGACUUCCUGCAGCUGAAGAAGAGUGAAGGCUACUGUAUUGUUGGAGUGGAGCAGACAGCCAACAGUCAGAGCCUCCAGGACUUCAAGUUCCCCGAGAAGACGCUGCUUCUUCUGGGCAAUGAGCGAGAAGGAAUUCCUGCCAACCUGCUCCAGAUGUUCGAUGUGUGUGUGGAGAUCCCCCAGCAGGGGGUCAUCCGGUCACUCAACGUGCACGUGAGCGCCGCCCUGCUGAUCUGGGAGUACACACGUCAGCAUCUGGCCUCGGGGUCGUCCGAGGCCGACCCGAGGCGCAGCUGAGGCGCAGGCCGGGUGAUGUUGCGGCCCCUUUCAGGACGAGACCACUGACGCUCCUGUCCGGCGGCAGGUGUGAAAAGCAUCUUUCGGGGGGACUGAAUAUAAAAUAUCAGCGACCGAUCGUGGAGACGAUGCUCCAUCCUGUGGACGCCAGGGGCCGUCUGAGGAUGUUCGUGCUCCGUAUGCUCGGGUCAGCAGUCGUCAGCGGCUGCUCUUGUGCCUUAGUGAGAGUCAUGAAUAGAGAUGGGCUGUGGAUAUUCCACUGGGCAUGCUGUUAUAUCAGUGGAGGCAGUGUCUGUGUUGGCAGAGCAGAAGCAUACAUGGAAAUGUUCCCCCCUUGUUUAUGUGAGCAGUUAGUUUUUGUCUCGGCUCACCAGGGCUGGACCAUAAUACCCAUAACCAUAAUACUAUUACACAUGAUGUGGCAUUCUCACUGUUUUUAUGGCAGUUUGGCCUUUUGAAUUUUAUUUUUUAUAUAUAUAUUGUUGAUAAAUAAAUAAAACUUUCCGAUAUGCAUUUUACUUA
This is a messenger RNA of Acanthopagrus latus (yellowfin seabream), 5484 nucleotides long. It is a transcript of the gene tarbp1, whose product is annotated as TAR (HIV-1) RNA binding protein 1. The transcript has 28 exons. NCBI's taxonomy places the organism in Eukaryota, Metazoa, Chordata, Actinopteri, Spariformes, Sparidae. The record is from RefSeq and is a predicted model, not a curated record. Gene Ontology annotation, molecular function: RNA binding; tRNA (guanine) methyltransferase activity. Bases 106 to 4962 code for a protein of 1618 amino acids. Gene Ontology annotation, biological process: tRNA methylation.